Molecule: messenger RNA, 925 nt
Organism: Candidula unifasciata
Lineage: Eukaryota; Metazoa; Mollusca; Gastropoda; Stylommatophora; Geomitridae
Source: the annotation of a GenBank genome assembly
AUUUUUUAAGGCCAUUAAAAUAGAUGGGAAGGUUAUUGCUCAAGAGAUCAAUGAUGAGGUCAAGAAGGAAGUGGAAGCUCUCAAAGCAGCAGGAAAGAGAGCCCCACAUCUAGCAGUGUUGCUUAUAGGCAGUGAUCCAGCAAGUGUGGUUUAUGUCAAGAACAAAGCUAAAACAGCCGAGUACACAGGAAUUUCAUGUGACAUUUUACGCAUACCAAAAUCCGUGACGGAAGAGGAGCUCUUAAAGGAGAUCAGCUUUCUGAACAGCCUCUCAGAAAAUGAUGGUAUACUUAUCCAGCUCCCCUUGCCCUCUCACAUAAACGAAAGGACUAUAUGUGACGCUGUGUUGCCACAGAAAGAUGUGGAUGGCUUCAAUGUUUUAAAUGUGGGUCGGUUUUGUGUGGAUCAGAGAGCUUUUAUUCCAGCAACCCCAUCAGGAGUUCUGGAGAUAAUCCGCAGACUAAAAAUAGAGACACAUGGCAAGAAUGCUGUUGUUUGUGGAAGAUCAAAGAAUGUUGGACUGCCAAUUGCCUUGCAUCUUCAUUCAGAUAGCAAUGGAGGAAACAGUGCAGGCGAUGCUACCACUACUAUAUGUCACAGAAACACACCACCAGAGCAGCUGAAGUUCUUCACUAAAGCAGCAGAUAUUCUGAUAACUGCCACAGGUGUGCCAGGUCUUGUGACGGCAGACAUGGUGAAAGAUGGAGUAGUCGUCAUUGACAUUGGCAUCACACGUAUUGUUAAUGAAAAUGGCAAGCACAAACUUGUUGGUGAUGUUGAUUAUGAAGGUGUCUCUGAGAAGGCCAGUUACAUAACUCCGGUUCCUGGGGGUGUUGGUCCUGUUACUGUUGCCAUGGUAAUCAAAAACACACUUGCAGCCUACAAGAAUGAAAUAGAUUUUGGAAAGAGUCAUAGUGCAAAGUGA